Messenger RNA from Paramuricea clavata, 730 nucleotides. Lineage: Eukaryota; Metazoa; Cnidaria; Anthozoa; Malacalcyonacea; Plexauridae. The record is from the annotation of a GenBank genome assembly.
AUGGUUCCUCACACUGAGAACAAGGUUCCUCACUUUGAGAACAAGGUUGCUAACUCUGAGGACAAAGUUCCUCACUCUGAGGACAAGGUUCCUCACACUGAAGAUAGUGUCCUCACUCUGAGGACAAUGUUGCUCACUCUGCGGACAAGGUUCCUUCCUCUGAAGGCAGGUUCCUCAGACUGAGGACAAGGUUCCUCUCUCUGAGGAGAAGGUUCCUCACUCUGAGGAAAAGGUUCCUCACUCUGAGGACAAUGUUCUUCACUCCGAGGACAAGGUUCCUCGCUCUGAGGACAAGGUUCCUCACUCUGGAGGCAGGUUCCUCACACUGAAGACAAGGUUCCUCAAUCUGAGGAUAAAAGUCCUCACUCUGAGCUUCCUCACACUGAGGACAAGGUUCCUCACUCUGAGGAAAACGUUCCUCACACUGAGGACAAGCCUACGAGGACAAGGCUCCUCACUCUGAGGACAAAGUUGCUCACUCUGAGGAGAAGGUUCCCCACUCUGAGGACAAGGCUCCUCAACUGAGGAGAAAGUUCCUCAUUCUGACGACAAGGUUGCUCACUCUGAGGACAAGGUUCCUCACUCUGAGGCCAAAGUUCCUCACUCUGAGGACAAGGUGCCUCACUCUGGGGACGAGGUUCCUCACACUGAGGACAAGAUUCCUCACUCUGAGAACAAGGUUCCUCAGACUGAGGAACCAAGCAAGAGGAAAACGGUUAAUGUGAAUUAG